Mesorhabditis belari is the source of this 4251-nucleotide messenger RNA. The record is from the annotation of a GenBank genome assembly. Lineage: Eukaryota; Metazoa; Nematoda; Chromadorea; Rhabditida; Rhabditidae.
AUGAAUAGGAAUCAAAGGACACGAGUUAUCCCACCGGAUUUGGACACACUUUUGACGAGAGCCGUGACUCGAGUGAUUGGUCAAGAAAGAGGGAUUGCACAGGCAAUGAAUGUCGAUAAACCGAAUCAAAAGCUGCUGCCCGUCGAACAAUCGCUAAAAAUGAAACUAUUAGCCGAACAGAUUGUGCGAAAAGUUGAGAGGAAAUACGAGGAUCGAAUGAGAGAAUCCAGAGACGCGACAAGGAGUGAAGUGGAUCGACGAUUGGGCGAAAUGCGAGAUGAAUAUGAGGCCGAACGAUCGGUGAUUCGAGCAGAUUUGGAGAAAGAAAGGAGAAGAAAUGAGGAGAAAAUGAGAGAACGCGAGAGGAAUGUUCGACACCAAAUCGAGUACAAAAUAAGGGAACGCGAAUCAAAGCUUGAAGCAGAUCGUCUAACCCUCGAGAAUCGUCUUUCCGAGUUUCUCAACGCAAAAGAGCAAUUCGAAAAACUCGCCGACGCGGGAUCGCAAAAUUUCGAGCUUCGUCAGAAACUCGAUGAAAUGCUGGGGAUUGAGAACGAUUUAUCCAGCACAAAAGAACAGCUAAAGCGAUGUGUUAAUGAGAAUCGAGAACUUGAGGAAAAAUUGCGAUCAAAAGCCGAUUAUCAAGGAUUGAAAGAUGAGAAUCAGCGAUUGAAGCAACAGAUCGUUGACACGAUUCGUCAAUCGGGCGACAACUCGGCCAGUGUUGCGCGACUUGAGUUGAUGCAAAGGGAACACCGAGCAGCUGAAGAAGCGGCACAGUUGAAGAUUCGAGAGUUGCGGUUGGCGUUGACGAUGAUGAACGAUCGAGUGAAAACGGUGACUCAAGAGCGAAAUUAUCUUCGAAGUCAAUUGAAAGAAAUGAGAAGAAAAGAUGUGCAAAAUAUGAGAGAGGAAAGACGAGGAAGAAGCCUGUCAAAAACGAGAAGAAACAGAAUGAGAAGUUCUUCGGAAAGCACGUCAUCAUCGACGAUUGGUUUUUCUUCGGAUGGAGACUCGGAUAUUCGAGAGAUUCGGAAACGGUUGAAUGGUUUGGGACAAAAGUCAAGAGAUUUGGACGCAUGCGCAGAUCGUUUCCUUGGCUUUCGAAGCGCUGUUUCAGCAAACGAUUGGGAAUCGCAGGAAUUGGAUGACUUUUGUCGUGAACAAGUUUCAAGAAAGGGAGAACAUGAAAGACAAAAAGAGAGACACGAGCAAGCCUCGAGACAACGUCGAGUGGAUGAAACGAGUCACCAAGCAGCCGCUAAUGACAGGGAAACCUGGAAAAAUCAACAAUCGAUUCCCGCGCAAAAACCAGCACGGAUCAAUGAGGAAAUGAAAAAUUUAGAAUCUAUCAAAAUCCCCGAUGAAGCUCCCGUGAAAGUAGAAGUUCCUAAAUCUCCGCCAAAGGAGAAGCCCUCUUUUGAGGAAAGACUUCGACAACGGGAAUUGCAAAGGGAGAGAGCGCUGGGAAAUUUGAAUGAUCAACAACAAGGAGAAACAGUGAAAAGAGAGGAAACAGAGACUCAAGCAAACUCUCAAGAGAAUCCCCUUUUUGAGGGAGUCGAUCCGGUGAUGGCAAGUCUCGAACUUGUCGAUGGGAAUGGCAGCAGUCUGAUUUAUGGACAACAAGAGAACGAAAGAAAGAGAGCCGUAUUGUCUCCGGCUGAUGCGAUACCGCUGAAAUUCCGAGAUUAUUGUCAAUUUCUUGAGGAUCCGAUUCACGGAGAAGAAGGUCGACUGGAAAUCGUUAAAGAGCCACGGAAAAUCCCGAAAGAUUACCCAGGAAAAUAUCGAUUGAGGGGAUUGUUGGUGUUGACAAGACAUGGAGAAAGAUCACCGCUAACGAAAAAUGAGAAACUACUCAAUUUGAUCUCCUGUGCGCCAUUUCAUGAGACGGAUCGACGAGCUUUCGAUCGCUACGUAAAGUUAAUUGAAUCGAACGAAUUUCGGAACUUCUACAAAGAGGAUUCAGCUUUAAAGGAGGGAUUCUCGAACUUGCCUCAUCGCUCAAUAUGUGUGCGUGGACAAAUGACCGCUGAGGGAGCAAUGCAGCAUCAUCGAUUGGGGAAUUUCUUCCACGAGCGAUACUGGAACUCGUCUCUGUUGAUGAAUGAUCAACUUGAGGUGUUCACAAUGACAACUCCAUACAAUAGGACAUGGCAAUCGCUUACGGCUUUCGUUUCCGGAUUUCUUUACCCACUCAGAACGAUCACUGGAAAUGUUUAUGCUAAUUUCUCGAGCACCACUUAUUUAUGCUCGGAGCACGAGGAGUGGUGCAAAUGUGAGAAAGCGUUUGAGUGGAGGAGACAAUAUGAAAGGGAACACGUGAAGUACUACCAAGAAGAAACGGCCGCUCUUCUCCGUGAUGAGUGUAAAAUCUUUGAACAAAUCGCCACAACCGAGACUUUCGCUGAUCCUUUUGAUUUUGAAGACAAAAUAUUCGGUUUCUAUUCGUGUCGCCGUCAGCAAUUGCCAUGCACUGUGAAAGGGGAAUGUAUUACGUAUGAGCUUUUGGAAAAGAUAUUUGCUGAGACCACAUUACGUGGGGAAACGAUGUUCAAUCGAGAGACUGACUUCAUUGCAAAGCGACUUCAAAUGGCCGAAGCGUACAGUGUGAUUGGUAAAGUCGCCAAAAUGGUGCCGAUCUUGCAAGAGAAUCCAAAGAAGAACAAGAUUAUGCUCUUAUCGGGUCACGAUACAACGGUUGGCCCGCUAUUGCGAGUGCUGAGGAUUUUGCCGGAAGAUCCACCGAGAUACGCGAGUCGAGUCGUUUUUGAGUAUUAUUCAAACGAGCAGCAGCAAAUCUUCAUCCGAUUACUCUUCAAUGGGAAAGAUCUAACGCCAAAGAAAGAACAAAGGAAAUAUGAGAAUGGACACUCGAAUGAAGCUGGCCCAAGUCAUGUUGAUGAUCCGAUGACCUGGACUUGCUCAAGUUUAUUAGAUGAAGAAGACUAUGAAGAUGCAAAUGAGUCGAACAAAAUCCAAGAAAACCCUGAAAGUAAUCCGACAAAUGGAGAUGGAUGGAUUGAGAGCGCUAGGAAAGCUGGUCGUCAAAUGUGGAAUAAACUGAAAACGAAAGAAACACAACAUCGUUUGUGGACUGCUUGGAACAACAUGAAGUACUCCUCGAUGUUACAAUCGGAUCAUAUGAAUGAUUAUGAAGCCGAAGACACAAUAUCGAUGCUUGGAGCCGAGUAUGAUCCGGAGAAAAAUCAACCUGGGCAAACAUUCGACGACUUUUUCAUCGAUUACUACUCGAGAAUCUGGUUGACGUACAGGAGUGGAUUCGACGAAUUCCCGGGCACAACGAUCCGAUCCGAUUGUGGUUGGGGUUGUAUGUUGCGGACGAGUCAAAUGAUGGUCGCUCAAGCGAUUCUUGUCCUCAGACAUGGCAGAAAUUGGAGAUGGAAUCUACGAGGAAUGAAUUUGAAUGAGAAAAUGCCAGAAACCGCCUGGGAACACUAUGAGAUUCUUCGGCUUUUUGAGGACAAGCCAAGUCUGGAAGCUCCUUUGGGAAUCCAUCGAUUGCUCGAGUUAUCGGGUGGGAAAGCGUCAGCUGAGCGAUGGUUUCGACCAAGCGAAGCGUUGAGUUUAUUGAAACGUGCCAUCCAAACAUCAACCUCAUCAUUGACAGCUGGUUUGGCAAUGGUCGUUUGUUCAGAUGGAACACUCAUUGUGCCGAUUGUCGAGCGGGAAACCAGAAAUUGGACUCGACCACUUUUACUCUUCAUCUGCGUUCGUUUAGGGGCUCAUUCGGUGAACAAGGUCUAUCAUCGACAUCUUCAAUACUUGCUGAAAAUGCCGAACUCGCUGGGAAUCGGCGGUGGGAAGCCGAAUCACUCGACGUACUUCAUUGGGUAUUAUGAUCAGCAAUUGAUCUACUUGGAUCCACACGUCAGUCACCCAUACAUUCCGCUGGAGAAAGAGCUCGAGAAAGAUCACGAAGCAAAACCGAAGCACAAGCCAUUUUCCUCAUUUCAUUGCCGACUUCUCUCAAAAAUGCACAUUUCCGAUAUCGAUCCUUCGUGUGCAAUCGGUUUUCUGAUAAACGGAAAAAAUGAAUUCGAAGAGUCGAUGAGAUUUUUGAAUUUGAACCAAGUGAUCGAUGUGGAAUUGGGAAGAGGACUCGGCUCUAAAAGAACAAAAGAUCCAAUCUUCACAGUACUCUAUGAAGAGCCGAUUGGUGGAGAGACAAGGCAUAUCUCCGAACAAGAGCGGAAACAAGCCGAAGAUCAUGGAUUUGAAUUGCUG